AUGUGGAGCAAGAUCACUGGCAAGAGCAGCGACGCCUCGUCGCACGACGGUCGCCGCAAAGAGCACGGCUCUUCGUCGUCGCGCCGCCGCGCCGAGUCGAUAGUCUCGUCCUCCACCGCGCGUAACCCUCCCUCACGCGUCGAGGAUCGCAGUGACUAUCCCCCGACCUUGUCUUCUCGAAGCAAUAGCUAUGCGCAGCCCGCUCCCUCCGUCUCGUCAAUUGGUUCCUACGCUACCGCUCGAGACUACGACCAGAAAUCCGAGAGAGCUGCCCCCUCGCGCAGUGGCUUCGAUGAUGACGACUAUCGCUCCGUGCGUUCCGACAGGCGUCGCGACGACGAUCUCCGCUCUACGCGAUCAGAGAGGCACCGUGACGAAGACCUCCGCUCCGAGCGUUCAGAGCGCCGCCGUGACCGCUCUUCCAGUCGCGACCGCAAACGAGACCGCAAGGACGGCGACCGCGAACACAGGAGGAAGGAGAAGAGGGACUCGAAGGAUAGCAAGGACAAGCGGGACAAGGAGAAGGAGGAAUCUGGGAAGAAGUCAAAGACGCGCCCCAAGAGUGGUAGGAGACUCUCGGAGAUCGUGGAUGAGCCAGUGCUCCCGCGGGCUGCAGACGUUACUGGCCACAGCAGUGGUGCUUAUGAUCUCCCAAUGAGUAGCCCGGCCGUGUCUCAGUAUACCACCGCCCCGUACGGAGAGUCAACCACUGUCCCAGCUUCUCCCGGCUACGGGCGAAUGGAUGCACAUGUAGCAAGUCAAUUUCCUGGACAAAAUCCCACCGACUUUUCCUACCCAUACCGCCCGCCCCCCAACUCACAACAGGGUGGAUCCGGUCUCGCCUCUGACUAUUACGGGGAUCAAGGCCAGUCAGUGCAAUAUCAGCCUGGCGUCCGUCCCGAUCCGCCAAGCGUCAUUGCUGGCACCGAACCACACCUGAUCUCACCAUCCGCCGCUCCAAACCCUCCCACAGAGACCGGCCAAGGUGCUGCAGCCCAGUAUUACGGAACCCCUAGUACCAACGGUGACAGACCCCCCGUAAAGCCACCUAGGCCGCUAUCCAUGCCAGGCAGCUUCGAAGAAGAACCACCGGCUAAGCCGCCACGGCCAAACUCCAUGCAUGGCAAGAUGUCCACCGCUGCGGCUGCCGCUGUUGGAGGCGCGGCUUUAGGCUAUGGACUUGGCCACGAUUCAAGCAGCUCACACCAUGGAAGCUCAUCUCACCACUCCACGAGCAUCCACCAGAGCUCUAGCAGCACUACCUUCUACCAACAAGGCUCCAACCAUCACGUUGGAGAUUCUCAGUACUACACGCCGUCAACCGUCGGAACCUCCACACAAAUGUAUGCCGACUCAGAACCCGGUUUACCGGCCUACGCCCAGUCCACCGCCACCAGCAAGCCCAGCAAGUCAGGUAAGCACUCCUCUCACUCUAACGCAGGUCUCUACGCUGCGGGCGCAGCUGGAUUGGCGGCUGGUGCGUACGGCCUACACGAACAUCACGCUCAUCAGCAUCAACACCAACACUCAUCGCUUCCACCAAACGGCAACCAUUACCCCGCGCAAGUUCCGGCAUACUCUGACCUCGGUAUGGCCAUGCGACAAAAGCAGCGUGGGCCCGUCGACAAGAUUGUGGAUUGGUGGAAGGACUACGAGGAUGUGCGGAAGAUGGAGGAGUACACUGAAUACAUUGGUGUUUGUCGCCACUGCUUCGACCCAACUGAGCCUCCGACGAUGGCGCCUCGCAAACACCAUUAUCACGCUCACCCCCACUCUCACUCUCACCCUCACCGUCGUUCAAGUGGCUCAAUUCGUCACUCUCGUGUCGACAAAGGAUCCCGUUACGGCUACUCCUCAUCAGACGAUGAGCACAAGAGCAAGAGUCACUCUUGGGUCGCCAAAGGUCUUGCUGGCUACGGCAUAGCCAAGGUCGGCAAAGCUCUAUGGUGGCAGAACCAAGAUUUCGAUGAUACCUACAGUGCAAAGUCAGGUCGGCGACACCGCUCUUCGCGUUCAUCUCUGAGUGCGAGAAGUAGGAGUGGCUCGAGAGACAGGCGGAGUGUGACUUCACGCGGUGUUGUACGCCACAGGAGCAGAUCGAGAGACUCCCGCGUGAGCCGAAGCUAUACCACUGAUCGGAAAGAAUACAAGGUUGUCCAUCACCACUCCGAGUCCCGGUCACAUUCGAGGGAUAGGAAAAGUGGGCUCUUCUCUGCAGCCGCCGGUGCCGCACUUGGAGCUUCUGUAGCUGGCGCGGCUGCGCGACGUCGCAGUAGGAGUCACUCCAGGUCGCCUCCGCCUGGCUAUGUCAUUCGCAAGCACCACACUGAGGAGCCCUCUAGCUCGGCUUCCUUCUUUGGCUUGGGAGAGAAAGACCAGCGCCACAGCACUCGCCACUCUGUCAUCUCAUCGGCUUCGCGCUAUGACGAUACGAAAUCGCACCGCUCGGCUAAGGAGAAUACUGGCAGUGUAUUCGGCGGCAUGUUCUCUUCCACCCCUAUCACGCCCACCAAGCGCCAGAAGGCCCAUGCAAAGAAGAAGAAGGGCUUCUUUAAUUUUGGAAACUCGUCCACUUCAUCUACCUCGUCUAUAGAGUCUGGUCUGAUGUACGGUGGCAGCACUCUGUCUCGGCGUAGUAGCACACUUUCACGCCGCAGCAGCGGACGCAAGAAGCGUCGCAACUCCGACGAGAAGCUCAACGCCACUUUGAUUGGCCUUGGUGCCACUGCUGCAGCUCUGGCUGCGGCGAACGGCCGUGACAAGCACCGCAGUAAACGAAAGUCAGAUCUAGCUUCCGUGCGCUCUGGCGGAAAGCAUCACGGUGCCAGACACUCAAGCGACCGCACCCGCAUGCCUGGUUCUUACGUGGGCUCGGGUUCGGAUGAGGAGGGCUGGGAGUCGGCUUCAGAGGAUGAGAGCGACACUUCUAGCAUCGAUUCCGGUCUUGCCUUUGGUGACUUUGGUCCCAAAAGCCGGAAGAGCAUUGAGAGCCUCCGAUCCAACGCUUCUGGCACCGACAAGUGGAGCUGGAGAUGGGGCAGCAAGAAGGACGCAAAGAAGCACAAGUCUCAAGACAGCCUGAGAGCCGGUGCUGGUCUCGCAGGCGUUGGCAUUGGUGCAGGCCUCGCUGGUGCAGCUGCGGCCGAUGGCAGGAGCAGCGCCAGCAGCGUUCCCACCCCGCUACAGACGGUUGAUCCCGUGGCCACAUCCGACCCUAAUUCCUUUGAUGCCAUCCGCCGCACGGCUUCCGUCACUUCCCAGCAGCAGGGCCAGUACGGCCAACCGCUCGUAACGGCUCGACCUGGCCCCGUUCCUCUCCAGCAGCCUCAGCCUAUCGUGCCGGUAUCCAAUGCCCCGGUGUACACCUCCCAAGCUGCUUGGGCCCCGACCACCACAUACACGGCUCCUUCUGGCCCGCCCGUCUUCUCCGGCGGUGCGAGCAGCAAGGCUCCAACCACGAGCUUUCCCGGCCACCCCGGGCACUCCGAGUACGCGGAGCGACCUCCGAUGUCACCUAGGCGCGCCUCCUCGCCCACGCACAGUAGCUCUACCAGGCGCGACCUCGCCAUCGCGGGUGCUGCUGCUGCGGCGACCGCUGGUGUCAUUGCGGCAGCGCACCACGGCAGAUCUUCGUCGACUUCGCGGAGGAGGGCAAGCUCGCCUUCGACCAGGGUCGACUCGCCGAAGACGGUCGGCUUUGACUUGACGAGGGCUCAGAUGGAGAAGGAGGACAGGGAGAUGGAGAAGGAGCGCGAGCGCGAACACGAACGUGAGAUUGAGCGCGAUAUUGAGCGGGAGCGGGAGAGGCAAAGGGAGCGCGAGCGCGACCUCGAACGUGAGCGGGAACGCGAGUUGGAGCGUGAACGCGAGCGCGAAUACUUGCGACUCCGCCGUAUCGAGGAAGAGACGCGUCUCCAGGAACGCCGCCUGCAGGAGCAGGCCGAACGCGAAGCCGCUGCUCGCCGCGAGGCCGAAGCAGCGGAGGCCCGCGAACGCGCGAGGCAGCAGGCCCAGGAGAAGGCCGAUCUCGAUCGCGAGACGGAGCGCAUCUUGCGUGAGCGCGCCGAGGCUGCUGAAGCGGCGGCCGCUAGAGAAGUUGCUGCGCGACAGGAGAUGGAGCGGAGAAGACUGGAGCACGAAGCCGCUACGCGCGAGCGUGAGAGGCUGGAGCGCGAGAUCUACGAGGCCGACCUCAACCGCAAGCGUGAGGAAGAAGAGGAAGCUCUGAGGAAGCGCGAGCGUGAACGCGAAGAGAAGAUCGACUAUGACAUUGAGUCCCGCCAUCGCGAGCUGCGUGCUCGAGAGCGCGAUGUUGUCGAGCCUGAAGAGCAUUCUUGGACCAAACCUGCCGUGGCUGCUGCGGCUGGUAUUGCUGCCGGCGCUGCUGUCGCUGGCAUUGCUCACGAUAAGGAUCGCGACGAGAAACGCUCCAGCAAGAUCGAUUUCGACGACGACCACCUCUACGAGGAAGAGAUCAUGGAUCCUGAUUACUUCCGUAAGAAGGACAAGGACACCAGCGGUGGUACGGUCCGAGAGUCGAGCCGUGAACGUCAAGAGGAAAUUGCGCGGAACGCUGCAAAGAAGGUUAUGGCAGACAUCGAAGAGCGCUGGAGAGGACCCACCAACAAGCAGGAGAUGGAGGAUUUCUGGGCUCCUCCCGAGCUCCGCGACCGCUCGCCGUCAAGCAGGGUUAGCCAUAGCCCUGAUGCGGACGUCGAGGUCCGCCACUCGCCUUACGUCGUUGUCCAGCCACCCUAUGAGCCUCAGUACAACUUCACGGCUACCAGGCACGGCGAUGAUCACAAGGACGCCAGAUAUCAUAGUGUCCCAACGCUCAAUCUUAUCGAGCCGACUCCGCCGGUCAGCAUUGCUGGCAGCAUUAGGGGUGAACAUUCGGGACCGUCGUCACCCAACGUGGAGACGAAGAAGGAUGUCGACGAGGCCAUCAAGGAAGCUGAGAAGGAGAAGGAGAAAGAAGAGAAGCAGCGCAAGAGGACCAGCGUCACCUGGGGCGAGGACGAGACCUACCACUAUGAGGCGCAGACUCCAGAGAGCUUCCGCGAGCACUACAUUUCCCAGCAAGACAUGAACAGGCAUCUCCCUGAAGACUGGGUGCUUCAUGGCGACCAGGCGUACGCGGACCAGCAUCGCCAUGAUGAGAUCGUCGUCGAGGCAGAAUCGCCUCGCUCGGGCACGGAGCGGACAACUUACCGCCCUGAUAUUCACGAUCAUAUCAGAGGCUGGGGCCCUGACACCGAGUCCCCCGUGGAGGAGAUCAAGCGCUUUGUGGAUGAUGGCCGUCCAGUGAUCGAAUCUACCUCUCCUGAACAUACCCCCACCGUCAUCACCCCUGGCGAUGAGAAGUACCAGACGCCUUUCUUCGAGACGGUGCCUGGCUUUGCGGCUUACGAUGUCAGUCCUGGCGCGGAGGCUGGACCUGGUCAGCAUGGCUUCGUUGAAGAGAUUGUAGACGAGCCGGUGGAGGAGAUCAUUGCUUCCAAGCCAAGGGAGGCCGAGCCACACAUGCCUGGCGGCUGGGACGACGAAGAGCCUCUGAAGGAAGCGGAAACUUCGUCGUGGACCGAACCGAAGCUCAGUAAGAAGGAGCAGAGGAAGCGGGAUAAGGCGGCCAAGCGUGCCAGUACCGAAACUCAAGAAGACCUGACUUCUUCUACCGGUUCCGUGAAGGACCUUGACCGGGAUUCCAGGGUCGAGUCGGAGUCGAAGAUCGACGAAGGUGGCUGGGAUGCGCCGCUUAGCAAGAAGGACAAGAAGAAGCGCGACAAGGCUGCAAAGCGCGCGAGCUCCAGCCGCGAGGAUAGCCCUUCGAUGCCUUCCACUCCUGCCGAGGAGCCAAAGGCAGAAGAAAUUUGGGAAGACGUCAGCACCAGCAAGAAGGACAAGAAGAAGAAAAAGAAGCGGGAUAGCGUCGACCGUGAUCCUCGCGACAUCGAGCCCAGCUACUCGUACCCACCCACCACUGAUGAGAGCCGCGACGCCAAGUCCGACGUGGGCAUAACCCCGACCCGCAUGCCGGAAGUCCCCGAGGACAUGUCUCGCCGUCGCAGUCUUGAUGCUGGCCACCAACCCAGCUCAGCUGCGCCUUUCAGCUUCGCGACGGCAGCUGGUAUCGUUGCUGGCGGGCUUGCUGACUCCAAGCGUAAGGAGUCUGAGCCUGAUAACCUUUGGGCUGCUACGACUCCUUCGCAGCAAAUGCCUCGUGCUCCAUCACCGCCUUCGGGCCCUGUGCCGUAUCCCACAACUUCGAAUGGCGACCAUGCCUCUACUGCUCAACAUCCUGUAGACUCACCUGCCCGAUCCAUUCCAAGCACAGCGUUCCAUGACUACGACGAGCUUGCGGAUACAAAGCAACCGUCGAAGAAGGGCAAGAGGCGUAGUAGAGUGGGCAGCAGCGCUGGAAGUCCACUGAGGUCUGAGGUUGCAUUCGAUGACUACGUGGGCAUGGAUGCCGCUGCCGCUGCCGCCGCCGCUACCGCAGCGGCCGCUAAGGACCUGUCGAAGAUCUCAAGCGAGUCGUUCGAAGCAGCCAAUGUUCCUCUGCCGAAAGAUGACUCGCCACCUUGGUCGCCGACCGGAGACAAGAGCUCGCGGCAGAAGCACUACAUCUAUGACGAGCCGGAAGAGUUUCCGAUCGAGGCUGGCGUUUCCUUGCCGCAUGAUCCGUACGGCUCGCCGGCAGCGCAGGAGGAAUACCCCGAGCGCGGCUACGCUUGGGAGGACGAAGGUGAGCGGAAGAAGCACAGGCACCACCACAGGCACAGGAGCGAAGAUCCGGACAACAGGUCGGUCGCAUCGGACGAACGCGACUCGGAAGGGAGGAGGAAGCACAGGCAUCACCGCCGCCGGGAGAGUGAGCGCUCGGAUGGCACUUACGACGAGACGCGAUCGACCGUUUCUGAGGGCCGCUACGACGAUGAAGGCCACCGCAAGCACAAGCACCGCAAGCAUCGGUCGACUGGCGACGAUGACUCCCGGUCUGUCGUUUCUGAGUUCCGUGACGAUGAGGACGACGAGCGGAGGAAGCACAAGCACCGGAGGUCGAAGCGUGAGAGCGACCUCUUCGAUGAUUCUAUUCGCGAUCGCGAUGCUCGUUCCGAUCCGGGCGACGUACUUGACCGGGACGACCCGGAGCGGCGCAGACACAAGCGUAGGUCCAAGCGUGAGGGUGAGUUUGAUGAUGAAGCCUCCGUGGUAUCGAGUCCAGCGAAGUACGGCGACGACGAUAAGAAGAAGGACAAGGAAAAGAAGGGUCUCUUCUCAAGCAUCUUCGGAAAGUCCAAGGAGAGCCUCCCCGAAACGAGCUCCACCAGGUCUCACGAAAGGGCCCGCGACGAUAACGAUGUGGAUGACCACAAGCACAGGAGACGAAAGCAUCGCAGCUCCACUCAUGGCUCUUUGUACGGAUCGGACGAUGACAGUCGCUCUGUGGUCUCAAGCACGAGCGGCAGACGCGACAAGAGACUGAGCGGUAGCAGAGACGACUCAGGUAUGGAAUAUUCCCGACACUACAAGGUACAUACGACGCCUUCAGAGCAGCCGUUUCUUUCUACUUCUCUCCGACCUCAUUCAGACGAACUUUCAAACUCUCCUUCGUUUGAUAAUGGUGGUCAUACCGUUUCUCUCUCCAACGUUAUAUCGCCGAACGCAAUCGACGACAGGGAAGAAGACAUGCUAAAUUAUCUCGUGACAAAGGACGACAUCAUCACCGACGCGAGCACUCGCAGUAGUGACAAACGCAACACCUUCCACGGCGCGGAGUCUUUUUUAGGGCUUCGGGCAAGAGGUGAAUCCGAGCGUCUACCUCCCCUGCCCACCGUCCACGUCCCCAUCGCCGCCGCUCAUUUCGAACAUCAAGACGAACUUGAACAUGCAAUGCCAAUGUUCACCCCUCUACCGCGCAGUCGCUCCACCUCUCCGACCGAAGAAGCUGUCGCUGCUACUGCCGGCCAUACUGCCGCCGAUGAUAACGUUAUUAGCUUUCCAAAAGUUAGGCCCGGCAGCCCUGAUGCAGCGGCCACACCACAGCCGCUCAGCAGCAGGAAACGCACGCCCAGUCUGCAGAGCAUGCGGCAGACGUCUGCGACAGCCGUGCCCUUGCACUUCAGAGGCUUCGGCUCUCGCCCCGGCAGCGAAGUCGGCAGUCCCGCGUCGUCCAGGCCCAUCAGCACGACCGCCGUCCCCAUCCCAUUCCUUUCCCAUCAGAGCCGCCGCGCCAGCACAGGUGGACAGGGUGCUACUUCUGCACCCAGGUCGCCCGUCUCGCCCCAGAACGCUGGCCCGACCGCGCCUGCGACCGACCCGCUCGGCACGCUGGCGACGCCGCCGAUGCUGCAACAACCAUCACAGCAACAGCAUAAGCACAAGAGACUGCCGUCGACCGAGUUCAAGAGCGGCGGCACCUUCCGCCCGCUGUACCUCGUCGAGCGCAACGCUUCGCGCAGAGGCAGCAGGGGCAAAGAAGGCGAGCUGCAGGUCGAAGACCUGCCAACGCUGCCGAGCAGCCGCAGCCCGUCGGUCAGCCAGGAGAGCGGCGAGGAGUGGGCGAGCGCGGUCGAGGACGUCGACGACGGCGAAGGAGACACGAGCUUCUUUGGCGGCGAGGCACCGCCAAGCGAGAGCAGCGUCGGCGCGAGCGGAUACGCCAGCGCGACGGAGGGAGAGGGCGAUGAUGGCAUCAGCACCGCUGCCCCGCGCUCGCCGCUGCCGGACUGGCGGCACACUGGCUUGCGCAUCGAUACGGGCGCGUCCAGGGCUGUUGGAGACGACGUUUUGGGCAGCCAGCAGAGCACGCCGAGGGCGUGGGAGUAUGUGGCGAAGGAUGAUGAUGUCUUCGACGUGCCUGCUGCAGCUGCGCAGAGAUUGGAGGCGGAGCAGGCGUUGGCUGCAGCUGCUGAGGAGAAGGCACAUGAUGAAGGUAAGAGCUCUGAUUCUCUGGCUGCUGCGGCGGCGAUGGUUGGUGGUGCGGCAGCCGCGGGGCUCGUUGCGCACGCGUUGUUGAAGGAGAGACGCGAGGAUGAGACGAAGAAGGUUGCUGAGGCGGAAGAGCGUGCGCAGGAGGUGAGAGAAGAGGUCGUUCUGCCUACGGCUGUGGAAGAGCCUGAGACUGUCGGUCGCGAGGAACCUGUGACCGCUAUCGAGGGACAUCCGCCGUUCCCGUCUGCUAUUGCUGCGGAGACGCGUUCAAUCGAGCCCGCAGCUCCUUUGGAGCCUUCGGAUGCUGCGGGGCGUGCGCCUGGCGACGAGCCGAAGCUUGAAGGACUGGAUCAGGAACCAUCCGCUUCCAGCAUCGCUGCUGAGGAGCCCAGCGCGUCUCGAGGGAUUGUCGAGCCCGCUUCGAUUGACGACCACACAACGCCGACGACAACUGAAUCUGCCACGGCCGUCGAAGAGCCCGUAUCCACCACCGUCGCUGCCCCUCUCCCCGAGCCGACCGUCGAAGAGCAGCCAACUUCCAACAUCCUCGACGACUUCAUGGCUGGCGAGCCGGACGACGCCGCCAUCGAAGAGGCCCGCGCCGCCGCUGAAGCGGACCGCGAGCGGCAGGAGCUCGAGUCCGAGCAGCUGCCGUCUUCAACUUCCGCCACCACUCGCCCUGCCCUGCUGACCCGCACUUCGUCGAAGAAGGGCAAGAAGGGGAAGAAGGCGGCGAAGCUCGGCACCAUUUCUCCGGAGGAUGACGGCGGCGAUGCUUCUGCUGCCCAGCUCAGCCCCGAGCAGGUGCGCGAGGCGAGGAAGAGGGAUACGGAGGACGCGGUUGAUGCGUGGUUCGCCGAGGACAAUGGCGCCUCGCCGUCGAACGUCGAGACGGAGCCGACGCCGGCAGCAGCGGAAAAGGUCGAUGAGAGCGAGAAGAGCGGGGUGCAGACUCCUGUCGCUGAAGUGCCCAGUGCGCUGUUGUCUAGGAAGGGGAGCAAGAAGAAGGCGAAGAAGGGGAAGAAGGGCAAGAGCGGGUCGGUGAGCGAGGUCGUUUCGGAGCCUCCUACUGCCUCUGCCGCUGCUGGACCUGAGGAAGUCCUGCCGACUGCUGUUGAUACUGCUAGUCCUGAGGAAGCCCUGCCGACUGCUGCUGAGGACGUGAGGGAUGUGCCGCCUGAAGACGUGCCGCUCCCUGAGGCUGGUCAAGCCGAGGGUCUCGAGGCGCCGUUAGAGCCGGAGAAUGUGGCAGUGACGGAAGGGCAGCCGCUUGCAGCGGUUGAAGAGCCCGAGAAGGGUGCUGAGCGGGUGGAGCCUGAAGCGCCGAAGGUCCUGGUGGAUGAGCAGGUUCCAUCGCUGGAAAAGGGUAGUGCUGUUGCGGACGCCGAAGCUGAGCAAGAGCCGGCUUUGGUCAAGGAUGACGCUGCCCAACAGUCUCUGCCUGUGGAGGAGGCUGUCGUUCGGGAAGCUACUCCAGACCAAGAAUCUGUCGUUCAGGAUCUCACGACCGUCGAAGAUCCUGGCGUUCUGGAGCACCAACAGCCGCAGCAGCCGUCCGAAUCCCUCGAGCAAACCACCACCACUCCAGUCACCGUUCCGGAUACCGUUGCCAGCGAAGAAGCGGCACCCGCCGCCGCAGAGGAUGUCACAGCACAAGAAGAACCCCCCGUCACCACCGCUGCGCCCGUUCAGGAGGAGGUCGAUCCCGAGGCCGAGUUCGCACCCGUGCUGUCUCGCUCUUCGUCCAAGAAGAAAAAGAAGAAGGGGAAGAAGGGAAGUAGCGCUGGCGGGUCUGUUUCUGGCUCCGGCCUUGCUACGCCGGUUGAGGAGAAGCCGCUGCAGGAGCAGGAACAGGUGCAAGCACCGGUUGAAGAACCGCCGGCCGUUGUCGAGGAGACCCCGAUUCCGACUGAAGACCACCCCGCCGUCGUUGGCGUCGAGGAGGCGCAACGCGAUAUUGGCGUCGGCGAAGAAAAAGUCGAUGAGCUUCCGGCAGUUGAGGAGACGGCCCCUACGACUACUCCUGCGGCCGUUGGGGAGGUCAAUCCGGAUGAUGAGUUUGCCCCGGUUGAGUCCGCUUCGUCGAAGAAAAAGAAGAAGAAGAAGGGGAAGAAGAGUGGAAGUGGGAGUGCGGGGCUGGUGACACCAGUUGAGUCAGGGCCGGUCGUCGAAGAGGCUGUUGAGAAGGAGCAGAUUCUGGAACCUCCGGUCGUUGAUCAGCCGGCUAUCGAGGAGCCAAUUUUCAAAGAGCCGGUCGCCGAAGAACAAGUCUCUGAGCAGCCGGUUGUUGAAGCGUCUGCUUUUGAGGAGCCUAUUGCUCAAGAGCCAGUUGUCGAGACUCCGGUACACAUCGAACCUAUUACCGAAGAGCCUCAGCCAGCUGAGACCGUUACCCAACAGCCUGAACCUAGCAUUCCUGAGUCCGUUUCAGAAAGUCGUGAGAUCCCGGCUGACACCACUACUGCUGGUGAGGUGUCCACUCCGGUCCCUGAGGUGGAUCCAGAAGCUGAAUUCGCACCCGUCGUAUCUUCGAAGAAAAAGAAGAAGAAGGGGAAGAAGAGCAGCAGUGGCUCGGGACUUGCUACGCCCAUUGAAGACCCGGCUUCGGCCACGUUGAGUGUCGAAGAGGCGAAGCGCAGUGAACCGGUUAAAGAAGAGCCCCAACAGACCGUUCCGGAACCUGCAUUGGAAGAACCAAGUCCCGCCAUUGAACUUGCGCCCAGCGAAGAGAAGCCUGUAUCGGUGGGUGAGGACAUACCUGCUGUGCCGGUGGUGGACGAGCGGGGGGUGCAGGAGGUGCUGGAGGAGGGCACUGCUGCCGUCCAGCCAGCUGAACCAGAGGUUGCCCAGCCUUCAUCAUCCGCGGAUCUCGAAGAGCAGACAGUGCCAAGUGCGGAGCAGCAACAAGCAGCGCCGGCUGAUGUCGUCGAAGCUGAGCCAGAAGCAGAGUUUGCACCCGUGUUGUCUCGAUCUUCAUCGAAGAAGAAAAAGAAGAAGGGAAAGAAGGGUAGCAAGAGCGUUUCCGAAAGCCCAGCAGAAGCAGUCAUCACCCCUGUUGAAGAGGUUGUGCAAGAGCCUGCGGCUAUCCCCGAGCCAGAACUAGCCAAGUCUCUCGAGUUGCUAGUAUCUGAGGAACCUGUCAGCGAGGCUCCGGUGGAGGUAGAUCUUGAGCACUCAAGUUCCAAAGAUUUGCCUCAGGAUGUGAUUGCCGAAACAGCAGCAACAGCCGACCAAGAGCAGGCGCUGCCUGCUGCGUCUGUCCCUCUGCCCGACGCAGAUAAUGAUCAGGAACUUGCAGAACCGAAAACGGAGGAGCAACCGGCCAUCACCGAGAAGACUGACAUCCUCGAACAUGUGCCCCCUUCAGAGCAGAUGGUCAUCCCCUCGCAAGUUGAAGAGGUGCCCCUUGAGGCUGGCCCUAAGACCGAGAUCUCCGCCGUUCCCUUGACGAAGCAAGCGCAGGAAGAGGAGAUUGUUCCUUCCCCGGAGGAAUCUGCUGCUCAAGUCAUUGUCGAAGAAGUUCAAGAGAAACAGCCCCACCACUUCUUCGCGACUGACGUACCUUUGCCAAAGGGCCACGAUGAAGAUGCGCAGAUUCCAUUGGCGGAGGACGAACGUGAGGAGUUCAAGGAGGCUGAGCGGGCUAUGGAGGUGAAGCCUGUAGUACAAGAAGUUCAAGAGGGACAGCCUGCCCACAUUCUCGGUGCUGAUGUGCCCUUGCCCGAGGGCGCCGAUGAAAAUCUGGCCGAACAGUUGACCUUGCCCGGAGAUGAACGCCAGGAGCUCCCGGAAGCUGAAUGUGCUGUUGAGGCUGGACCCGUAGUCGAGCACGUACAAGAGGACCAACCCCAUGACUACAAAGAGCCCGAAAGGGCGGUGGAAACAGAGCCUGUCGUCGAGGAGGUGCAAGAGAAAGAACCACGCCACUUCUUUGGCGCGAAUGUUCCUUUGCCUGAGGGUGACGACAGAGAGCUUGCUGAGCAGCUGUCCAUGCCUGAGGACGAGCUCCAGGAAUUCAACGAGGCCGAGCGGGCGAUGGAAAUCGAACCACGAGUUACCGAGGACCCACUGGUGCAGAAGGUUUCUGAAGUAGUACUCCCAAUUGCUGCUUUCCCUGAGCAUCCCCACGUGCCUGAGUCAAACGACGAAAUUCAUCUACCGGGGGAGUCUUCCACGCAACCUGAAGAUGCCGCGACAUCCGCUACAUUUGAUGCUUCCCGCGAAGCUGCUCCUUCUGAGACUGCGGAAGCGCCUGAAGCGCCUGCUGAAGGCCCAGCUUUCGAUGGGCCACCUGCACCACAUCAUGAGAGUGAGAGCAUUCCUGUUGUUUCAGAGACACAGCCUGAGCUUGCUGUGUCUGAUGUCGCAUCGGUCUCUGAGUCACACACUGAAAUCCAGCCUUCUACUGACCCACUCGUGGUUCCUCAGGAUAGCGAACAAGCCACCAUCAUCCAUGAGACGCAGCCAGAAGAGGAAUGGUCAGUCAAGCCGUCCAAGAAAAAGAAAGGCAAAAAGAACAAGAAAGCGAAAGCAUCUGGACAAUCGAGUGUGGACAUCACCGAGCCGCCAACACCGGCAGAGCGCGACGUCCCCGAACUUGCUGAUGACACGGGUGCCAUGGAGCAAUUUGGUAUUUCGGAGCAGCCGGCGGAAAUCAUCCAAGCCGCUGGCGAGCCAGGCGACCUGCCAGAAAUGGGCACGACUGCUGCUACUGUAGCCGAUGCGGAAACAGAGCGGGGCACGGUGGACUUGGAGCAUGAAGUCUCUCAUGACCUUGGUCAUUCAAGUACGCAAGGGCCAGAGCUGGCUGAGGGGCCUACUUCCGUGCUGCCAUCCUCAACUUUUGAGGAGGCUGAGCAGAACGAGGCCUUCCAAGAGCCGGUGUCAACAGUGCAACCCACAACCGCCGAGGAAGCUGCGAAAUUUCCAUUGCCUUCGGAUAUUGAGGAGCCCAGCUUUGCUUCCGAGGUUCCUGUUACUCCCGCAGUCGAGCAAGUUCAUGACAAAGCGAUCGAAGAGCCUCAGCACACGCUCGAACCCGAACUUGCCAAGGAAGCCCCUGCUGAAGAAACACCAACCCUGGGUCAAGAAUCAUCUGCUGCUAUCGAAGCUCAGCCUGACGACGAAUGGUCUACUCCCGCUAAGAGCAAGAAGAAAGACAAAAAGAAAAAGAAGAAGCGAGGCUCUGUGGCCCAAACACCGAUCGAAUCUUCGGCGCCUGGAAGUCCGAAACUGGAGGCAACGCCCGCUGAAGAGUUUUCAACGGUGACGUCGCAAACGCAGGGCGAGUCGGCUGUCACAGUGGACCAACUGCAGCCUAGUGUGGAAAAUGUCGAGGCUGCGAGUGAAAUCACGCCCGUGGCUUCGGGCGAGCCAGCCAGCGUUGCAGAUGAUUUACGUGGCCCCGCUACCCCGGCCGCGUCGAUGCCCAUCGACCCCGCCGCUCCCGUAAGCGAGGAAAAUCUCUCGAAUCCGCUGGCAGACGAGUCACGUGAUGAGACACCGCUUUAUGCAGGCGAGUGGAAACUGCCAACUCAUUCCAAGGAAAAUGACAAGGAGGGCGAUGAGCGUGGCGCCGCUCCCACCGGUCAGGAGCCGGCAGAGGGAGAAGCGGUGCCCACUGAUGAACAGAUCUCCAGCACCGCGACUCCACUUCUGGAGACUACUGAAUCACCGGUCUCACUACUGCAACCUGAACUUGCCGACGAACCGCCGAAGGGCAUCGAGUUUGGAGCUGAGCAGCAGGUCGAGGCGCCCUUGCAGAUCGCUGAGCCUCUGGUCGAGGAGCCAGCUGAUUCGCCUGCUGUACUUGAGACCACUGCCGAAGAGGAGUGGGCCUUCAUGCCAGCAAAGAAGAACAAGAAAGGCAAGAAAGGAAAGAAGCAGGGUUCCAUUUCUUCAACUCCGAAAGAGGUAGAACAAGUUCCUCAGCCUGUUGCCGAGCCCAUCGAGGAUGUUCGCGCGGUCGAGAGCACUGCUUUGGAGAGCGCUCCCGCCGAACCAACGGGCGAAAACUUGACGGCACCUUCCAGCGAACCAGCAGCCCCUGUUGAAGCUGGUGAGGAUGAGUGGGCCCUUCCCGCCAAGAAGAAGAAGGGCAAGAAGGGGAAGAAGGGCUUCGCCGACAUAGUGCAGGAGGUUGUGCAGCCAGAGGAGGUGCCAGUCGCUCCUGAGAAAGACUUGCCGGAACGGGCUGGUGAUCGUGAUGAUAAGUUUGAGGAAACCGCGCCAACAUCGCUGGAAGACAACAAUGAUACUCCAACAGAGGUCGCACAAGAGAACGCAAGCGCUGAAGCGCCUCUUGAGCCUUCUGUUCCGGUCACAGAAGCUCCAGCUUCUCAAGAACUGCCGGGCGAGGAGCAAUCUUCUGAUGUCAAGCCGAUCAGCGAUGUUCUCACGGAGAAGCCCACCGAAGUUGAGACUGCUCCGGAGCAACCGAAGGAGGCCGACGCUGAAGACAUUUGGGCCGUGCCAACGAGGAAGGCAAGCAAGAAAAAGAAGAAGAAGGGCAAGCAAGCGUCCCUCGAAGAGUCUGCCACGCCGCCGACGGCAGAACCUGUUGCUGAGCCCAGCGCGAUUGAGAACGUCUUCGAGGCUCCCCCGGUAGAAGAACCCAAGGAAAUUCUGGAGGCGGAAGAAGUACCACCUAAAGUUGUUUCAGAGUCCUUGCAGCCCGAAGUCGGCCCUGAGGUGCCUCCUGCAGUCGAAGAGCCCAAGGAGAUUGGUGAGGUCGAUGCUGAGGACGAGUGGGCGCCUGCUCCGACUUCUUCCAAGAAGAAGAAAAAGAAGGCGAAGAAGGGAAAGCAAGGAUCGGUUUCUGAGGCCCUGCCCACUCUUGAUGAUGCCCCUCCGGCCGUGGAGGAGAAGGUGGAGGAGCAGCCCGCGGAAGAUCAAAGCGUCGAGGUCGUGCCAAGCGAACAACCACAAGCGGUUGCGGAGCCCGUGCUCGAGGAGCCGAUUGAAGCUGCCAUAGAGCAGGUCUCAGAUAGCACGGACGUCGAUUUGGUUCCGAGCGAGCAGCCGCAGCAGUUGACCCAGGAGCCUGUUGUCGAGGCUGUCGAGGAGCAAAUUCCGGAAUCGAAGGAUGUCAAGCCGCAACCGGAUGUCGAGCCUGUAAUGGAAGACAUCACUGAAAAAGGUCUGGUUGAGGAGCCAUUGGACAAACCCGCUGUGGAGGAGCAGCUCGCAGAAGCACCUGUCGUGGAACAGCCUGUCGAAGCUUCCAUUGAGGAAAACCUUGUCCAGCAAACUUCAUCCUCUGAGCCAGCCGUGGCGGAGGUUGCGAACGUCCAGACCCCUCAGGAGGCGGGCGAGGAUGAAUGGGAUCUUCCAAUCAAGAAAAAGAAGAAGGGCAAAAAGGGAAAGCGGGAUUCUACCCCCCAUACACCACCUGUCGUUGAUGAGCCUGCCACCGUCGUCGAAGAACCCACGGUGCCUUUGGACACGGCUAGCCCCAUCGUUGAGGAGCCCGCUCAUGUCGCCGAGCAGACUGCACCCAUAACUGAAGAGUCUGUGCCGAUCACCGCCGACACGCAAAAUGAUGAGGUCUACCUCACUGAAGAACCGAAAACCUUCGGCGACGAGCUGAAAGAUAUUCCCACUUCUGUCGAGCUUCCCAACCAGGAGCCCUCUUUGCCUAUCGAAGCCGAAACUCAACAAGAGGCAGACAAAGCUCUUCCUGCUGCAGAACCCGCCACCAAAGAUGAACCUUCUACACAGGAAAUCGAAGCCGUUCAUGAAACACCACAGGAAGCACAACCUGAAGAUGUGUGGGCUGUACCAACGCGGAAGAAGUCCAAGAAAGGCAAAAAGGGCAAGCAACAGACUGUCUCCACUCCGCCAGCUGAACUUUCACAAGCCCAACUUGAACCUGAAAUCGUCAAAGAAUCACAACCCGAGUCGGAGGCCAUCAGCGAGCCGCAGCCCGUGCCUGAGGCCGUCAGUGAAUCUCAGCCCGAAGACAAGCCAAAAGAGCCGCAAGAGUCCACGCCCAUCGAUGCCGUUCCUGAUGAGGAGUUCAGCAUCCCUUUGAGUAAAAAGGACAAGAAAAAGCAAAAGAAGAAGAAGGCUGCUGCCACUGCUGCUGCUGCGGCAGCGGCUGCUUCAGUGGACGACUCGCCAGAAGUUCAGACCAGCUCGGCCCUCGACGACGCGGUUACACAGGAGGUCCCUCGCGAGGAAGAUGUUCCGAAGGUUGAGCAUGACACAGAGCCUACUGUUCCUCCACUCAGCUUUGCCGAUGCCGCCAGUAUCAUGGCCGCAGGGCUCUCUGAUUCAAAGCCCGAGGAGCCGGAACCGGAAAGCUCCACCGCUCAACCAGAGCCAUCAGCAGAGGCUAAGCAUGAGGGCGCGGAAGAGGUGAAGGACAGAGCUCUUGAAAACGACAAGACUUUGACUGAAGAAUCUGCCUUGCCUCACACUACGGAGAAGAUCACUUCCGAAGAUGUCGCUCGUGACGUUGCAUUACCGGAAACUGGCACACGGGAUUCGCUCGAUUUCGAACCUCCGAAAGAAGACAAGGCACCAGUCUCUACGGAACCAACAACAACAUGGCUGGACGGCGAAGACAAGAAACCCAGCUUCAAAGCUCCGUCCUUUGGCUUCGCAGCUGCCGCUGGCAUUUUGGCUGACAUUGUUGCCGAUUCGCGGCGCGAAGAACAAGCUCCUGAGCCCUUAAAGUCAACCGAGCCUGCGUUUGAAGAUGCUCCCGGCGUUCCCGAGACGCCAUCCAUAACCACUGUCCCUAGCACUGCACCGCCCGAUGUUGCUCAAGAAAUUCCUGAAGGCCCAUCUGCUGUGCUUGAAAAUAUGGAAGCGCCACCGACGGAACAGCUGGAAGCUAAUGCGCCGGCUGAAGAUGUCGUCAGCCCACCCUUGGAGAUUUCGAGGGAUGUCGAUGCUACGACUCUUGAGCCUGCUUCGGCGCCGGCGGAGGUGGAUCCUUCCGAGGAGUUCGCCCCGGUCAAGAAGAGCAAAAAGAAAAAGAAGAAGGGAAGCAAAAGCUCUGGCGCUGAAACGCCGGUUGUGGAAGAGCCAGUUCCUGAGCAGCCAAUUCUCGAAUCGAAGGGAAUCCCGGCAGAGCCAGGCGCAGAAGCUGAAAUCGCGCCUGUUGCUGAAGCUGCAACUGCCGACAUUAAGCCUGCUGAAAGUGAGCCGUCAACACAAGAUCAAGCGAAGGAGGUUGCCGAACCAGUUUCUGGUGCCGAAGAGAAGCGUUCUGGAUCUCCUGUACGCGAUGUUGACUUUGCAGCCACCUUGGCAGCGGGCUUGCAGGAUUCCGGUUUCGACCCUAGCCUUGUUCUCGAUGAUCCUACUUUCCACGAACGCAAGACUCCCCCGGGCUCCGCUCUUGAGGCCGAUAGCGACGUUGAAUUCACGUCGAUCAAGCCGAAGAAGAACAAGAAAAAGAAGAAGGCUUUGGCGACCCAGGACAUCGAAGGAGACCAGGAAAUAAAGGAAGUCAUUACUCCCGCCUCGCCUAGCCAAGAACCGAUGGCGGAAGAUGCUCCAAGUCAUGAUCCAGCCUUCGCUGCCGCAAUGGCUUCCGUCCUGGACGACCCCACUUUCAACAGACGAACGCCGUCCCCUGAUUCUGCAAAGGAAGCCGUGUCUGAUGAAUUCUUCCCUUUCCAGAAAAGGCCAAAGAAAAAGAAGGGGAAGAAGAGUCAGGAUGCCAGCCCCGAACCCGAACUGGCUGACAAGAGCCAGUUCGAGACCACAGAGCAGCCCACUCCGGUCAGCGAUGUCCCUCAGGAUGAAGCUGGUCGCACAGUUCCAGAGGUAUUGCCUAAAGCUACUAUCGAAGAACAUCUUUCUGUGACCGAGCAGUCACCCGGAGAAGUUGAACAUCCGAAGGAUAUUGUCGAAGAACCUCAGCCUCCUCCUGCAGACGAACAGAGUCGGGAACCAGUUGUUGAGUCUCCGGCGGUCGAGGCUCCCACGGAUGUGCCCACCGCUGUUGAGAAUCCAGCUCCCGAGACUGGCUCUGUGGUUGUGGAGGCGAAGGACGACAGACCCUCGCUAGAUGCUGCUCCGGCCGAGAGGAGCGUCUCUCCGGAUGUUGCUGUGCAAAAUGAGUGGGCUCUUCCGAUUAGAAAGAGGAGCAAGAAGGGAAAGAAAGCCGCAAGCAACAAGUCUGGUGAGCAGACACCAAUUGAGCAGACAACAACAUCGGCUUCAACUGCCCCGGUUUCGACGGCUUGGGCAGAUCAGAUGGAGGAAGAGACGCCAAUUGAGAUUCCUGCCCAGGCAGGGUCGCUUGUCCAAAUGCUUGAAAAGCAACAUGAGGAGCCUACUGCGGAGAGAGGAAUGGAAUUGAACCAGGAGUGGGAUUUUCCAUGGAACAGGAAGAAUGAUCAAGCGAAGCGGAUGUCUGUCCAGGAGAUGGUGGAUCAGUGGCAAGUGAAUGAGAAGGCAGUUGAUAUGGAAGGGGAGCAGAGGCUGCAGGAGCCAACCCACGUCAGGGCAUUCGAAGAACCGCCUAUCGCGCUUCCCGAGCUCAACACGAAGCAAGAGCCCGUUGAGCAAGAAGUGCCGUCACCAGCUGACAGCCAGGGCAGUAGGAUUGCGAACCUUUUCCCUGGUCUCGAAAGGGUGAAGCGCAAAGUUCCACCACCGAGACCAGCUGAGUCUAGCCCCACCGACUCGCUUGAAAAGAGGGGUUCGCGAUCUUCUCUCGUGAGCGAACGUGGGUCGUUUGAGAGGCUGCGAAGAAGCUCUCCUUUGCACAGCAAGCGUAGCAUUGAGAGGGAGAAGGGGACGGAACCGCAUCGCCGUCUCGGCGGUCUUGGACAUGUCAUGCAACAACCCACGUGGGAAUUCCCGGCGGAUCUGCCAAACAGAGACAGCGCGGUCAACAUGAACGACACUCCAAUCCUUCACAGCGAACCCACGUUCCGCAGCUUGGUAAGGGAUAGCGGCUUCCACGAAGGUGAUCACACUCCGAUUGAGGACGAACAGCAGGUCUCUCCGCCCGCACCAAUGCGAGUUGAUGUGGAAACAGGGCCUGAAUGGGAGACGUCUGUCAGACAGGGUGAAUCGACUGAAAAUAUUCCCAUGGAAGAUGCCAAUAACCAGGAAGCCGCUCCGACAGUAACUCCAGUGGAACGAACCAGCCCUGCAUUUCCCGACAGCAAUGCAGCACAAGGCUCAGUUCUCGACACUCCGUUGAAACAACCAGACACGCCCGGCGAACCCGUGAGUAUGGCCUCUUCUCCACCUUCGGCGGCACGGGAGCUGCCACAAGAACCUCGCGAAUCCCUUUUUGGAGAUCCGACGCAGCAGACGCCCGAGAAACCACAGCCAAGCACGACGCCGUCGCGACAUUUGAAGUCUUCCAGCAUCUCCCUUGAGCCGAUCCGCGAGCAUAGUCCCGACGACCCCGCUGUCCACAAGCAAAGCCGGCCUAUCUCGGACGUGGGUAUGCCAGAUCAUGGAGUCAAGUCCCUCAGGCGCAGCCUCGGAUCCGGGAAGAGCCUGCGCGACGAAAUGCAGUCUUCGCCAGGACAUCCAGAUGAAGAUCAAGCUACGGCCAAUUCCAGGAAUGCCAGCUUCGUGGUACGAGAGCGGGCAGGAAGCAUCGGAGACCCGUUCGUGGAGAAGCAGCGACCGUCCAGCGUGGUCAGCGACCGGUCGAUUGGCAGCCACGCAGGCAGCAUCUUCGCUCGAAUCAAGACGCCCGAGCAGAUGAGGUCGCCCAGUUCAAUCAGCGCGCGGUCCGAGACACCUCCGCUGCGCAGGGUAGACCGGGUUGUGUCAGGUGACCUGCGGUCUGCAUCGCAGCUUGCCGAGGCCAAGGCGCGCGCUAGAUCGCCCGCAACCUCAGCAACCAUCACGUCGCCCACCCGCGCCGGCCCGUCAACAUACGAUCGCGUGCGCGACAAGGGCAAGGGCCGCGCCCUCGACAUGUCCCAGAGCUACGAGGGCUGGGGCGAUGCACCAGGAACUCCACUGUCGCCCACGCGCCCGCCCAGCGUCCGCAAGCGCCAAAGCAUGCACAUCAUGGAUCUCGAAACCCGACUCGACCAACUUGCCUCGGAGAACCGUCUGCUGCAAGAGGCCAAGGCCCGCGCAGAAGAGGCAAUGCAAGAUGCCAACGUCAAUCAGGAUCGUCAGGUAGCAGAGGCGGUCGAAUCACGUGACGCCCAAAUCCGCGCCAAGGAUGCGGAGAUCGCGCAGAUCAGCGAGAUACUGCACAACCUCCGCCAAGAGAUUGCUCGUCUCAAUGAAGUGAACGCCGCUUUGAGCGAUGCGAAUCGGAAUCUCACCAACGACACCAACCAGCGCUAUGCCACGCUUCAGGCCGAGACGCAAAGCCACGAGCGGCGAUGGCAAGAAGCAGAGCGCGCACUCGAGCAACUUCGAGUUCAACACAGCACUCUAUCGGCUGGCAUGGAGGAUGUCGUCCGCCAGGAGAUCAAGAACGCCAUGAAGGACAGAGAUGCCGAAAUCAACCGUCUGCACGAAGAGCUCGCCGAUGCCACCGAGCAAGUCAAGACUCUGCAGCGACAGGUACUCGAGACCAAACAGGGCGACAGCUUCCUCACUGUUCGAGACGAAGACUACUUCGACACUGCUUGCCAGCAGCUCUGCCAGCACGUCCAACAGUGGGUCUUGCGCUUCUCCAAGUUCUCCGACAACCGAGCCUGCCGCCUGUCAACGGACGUUAAGGACGAGAAGAUCGAGACGCGUCUCGACAACGCCAUCCUGGAUGGCACCGACGUCGACAUGCUUCUCGCCGACCGCGUCAGGCGGAGGGACGUCUUCAUGUCGGUGGUGAUGACGAUGAUCUGGGAGUACGUCUUCACCCGCUACCUGUUCGGCAUGGACCGCGAGCAACGCCAGAAGCUCAAGGCGCUCGAGAAGACGCUCACCGAAGUCGGCCCACCGCGCGCCGUCGCCCAGUGGCGCGCCAUCACGCUCACGCUCCUCUCGCAGCGCGCGCACUUUGAGCGGCAGCGCGCCCAGGACACGGAAGCGGUGGUGCAGGAGAUCUUCGGCACGCUGGCCAGCCUGCUGCCGCCGCCGUCACACCUGGCCGACAAGAUCCAGGAGUCGCUGCGCAACGUGCUGCGCCUCGCCGUCAACCUGUCGAUCGAGAUGCGCACGCAGCGCGCCGAGUACAUCAUGCUGCCGCCGCUGCAACCCGAGUACGACACCAACGGCGACCUGGUGCGCAAGGUGUACUUCAACGCCGCCCUCAUGAAUGAGCGCUCCGGCGAGACGUCGUCGAACGAGGAGCUCGAGCAGCUGCGUGCCGUCGUCAAGAUCGUGCUGUUCCCGCUCGUCGUCAAGAAGGGCGACGACCUCGGCGAGGGGGAUGAUGAGAUUGUGGUGUGCCCCGCACAGGUCCUGACGGCCAAGACGGUCAAGGAUCGCAAGGUCGUCCGCGUGCUGAGCGGUGCCAUGGAGAUGGGGGAUGAUCCGAGGAGCGUGCGUUCGCGGAGCAGCUUGAGUAGGGUGCCUGGCGCGUCGCCGGGCUUGCCGGAGGGCAGCGCGAUGGAUACGGCUUUUUAG
Molecule: messenger RNA, 22449 nt
Organism: Lasiodiplodia theobromae
Lineage: Eukaryota; Fungi; Ascomycota; Dothideomycetes; Botryosphaeriales; Botryosphaeriaceae
Product: Involucrin repeat protein
Exons: 4
Coding region: 1-22449 (7482 amino acids)
Source: RefSeq, a predicted model, not a curated record